AACCAGUUUCAAGUAGUGUUGCCAAGCUAGCUAUUUGCCCUCUGGAAUUUAUCUUGAAAAUGGCUAUCGAUCAAUAGUAUCGAUACUGAAAUCGACUCUUUACCAGCCCUAUUGUGAAAUUCGCGCAAUUAUACGAAAUGAAACCAUGGCCUCCGCACGCAGCCAUGUUAGCAUGCAGAGCAAAUACGAUCGUGUGGUCCUCCUGGUGGACAUGGACUGCUUCUUUUGCCAGGUGGAGGAGAAGCAGCAGCCCGAGUACCGCAACCGGCCCCUGGCCGUGGUCCAGUACAAUCCUUGGCGCGGGGGCGGCAUCAUUGCUGUGAACUAUGCGGCGCGGGCCAAGGGAGUUACUCGCCACAUGCGCGGCGACGAGGCGAAGGACCUCUGUCCUGAAAUCGUGCUCUGCCAGGUGCCCAACAUCCGGGAGAAGGCGGACACGAGCAAGUAUCGCGACGCUGGCAAGGAAGUGGCCAAUGUGCUGCAACGCUUUACCACGCUUCUGGAGCGCGCCUCGGUAGACGAGGCGUAUCUGGAUAUCACGGAAACGGUGAACCUGCGCAUGAAGCAAAUGCAGAGUGGCGCCUUUGCACUGAAACCGCAGGAGCUGGUUAACACCUUUGCCGUGGGCUACAGCAAUAUCGGAGACUAUGUCAACAAAAUCACGAACCGGUUUGCCAAUCCCUACAUCGAUGACGAACGCUUCGCGCUGUCCUAUGACCAAAACGACUUGCCCGCCGUCCGACAGAGCGACAUCAGGCUGCUUAUCGGCGCCUCCGUGGCUGGCGAGGUGCGGGCAGCGGUCAAGAAAGAGACCGGUUACGAGUGCUCGGCGGGAAUAGCGCACAACAAAAUCCUAGCCAAGCUGGCUGCCGGCCUGAACAAGCCCAACAAGCAGACUGUUCUUCCGCUGGCGGAGAUCCCCGGUUUCUUUGAAGCCCUGCCCGUGGGCAAGAUCAAGGGUCUGGGCGGCAAAUUCGGCGAGGUGGUGUGCGAAACCAUGGGUAUUAAGUUCCUGGGCCAAAUAGUCAAGUUCACAGAGGCGGAGCUGCAGCGCAAAUUUGAUGAGAAGAAUGGCUCCUGGCUGUUCAACAUCUCUCGCGGCAUCGACCUGGAGGCAGUGACUCCACGCUUCUAUUCCAAAAGCAUUGGGUGCUGCAAGAAGUUUCCGGGGCGGAACAAUAUCACUGGCUUGAAAACGCUCCAACACUGGCUUGGUGAACUCUCCUCUGAGAUCAACGAUCGACUGGAGAAGGAUUUCAUUGAGAACAAUCGCAAGGCCAAGCAGAUGGUAGUGCAGUACGUCCAGGACAUUGACGGUGAGGAGGUGGCUAGCUCCCGCUCCACCGCGCUCAAAGACUACGAUCAGGAAUCGCUGGCAAAGUUUGCCUUGGACCUCAUCAAGGCCAAUACAAAGACAUUCCUGAGGGCCGGAAGUGAGGCAGCUUUGAACAAUGCCAUCAAGUUCCUGGGCAUCAGCGUCGGCAAGUUCGAGACCGUUUCCAAUGCCCAGAACAAACUCCAGGAAAUGUUUGCCAAUCAGGCGGCCAAGAAGCGAAGGGUGAGCGGUGAGGAGCCAGUAAAAUCAGUCCCUGUGGAAAUAAAGCCCAAGCAGACGGAAGAGUCCAAGAUGCAAAGCUUCUUUGCCAACUAUCUAUCCAAGAAAGAGGAUAAGAAGCCGGAGGCCACAAAUCCUGUGGCUGCGCCUUCUAAUGAAGGUCCAAAAAAGAAUUUCUUUGAGGAUUACAAACAGAAGCUGAAGGCUGUCAUCCAAGCAAAAGCCGAAAACGAGGGAACUGCCAUUAAUUCAACGCCUCCAGAGCUUAAGGAGAGUUUCUUCUCAAAGUACUUGAAGCAACAAAAAGAGAACCAGGAGGAGAAGUCUGGGGCAGCAGAAGAGGAUGAUAUGCACGGCCUGGCCGAGGAGUUGGACGCCAUCGAGGCUAGCACCCAAAAGGAUUUCGAUGACGAUACUGUAGAGGAUACCGAUUUAACAAGAGCAGGCCAGACAUCGGUAUCUGAGGAUCCUGAGGCAGAGAAGCAUAAUUCUAUUUCGAAUCCUCCCACAUCAGAAAUUGAAUCUCGUUCGUCGCAUGCAGAACAACCUCCACUUUCCGAAGAGGAACUGCAGCCAUCAACCUCCUCUAAGCGUAAAUUCAACGAAGUGGACAGCACUUAUAAGGAGAGUUAUGCCGAGUACGCUGUUCCGGAGCUGCGCUCUGGCCUUUUGCCCACGGUGAAGUGCGAUCAAUGCGGAGCUAAGAUCCUUGACGACAUCACGGCCCUGCAAACACACCGAGACCAUCAUUUCGCACAGGAGCUAAGUCGCCAGCUGAAGAGUGAGCAGCGGGAGGAGCGGCAGAAGGAGUGCCGCCAGAAGGUCGCACCCAAGCCAUCGCCGCCAAAAAAGGCCAAGAAGGCCAUCAGUACAAACUCUGCUUCUCCCAGUACUAGCAUAGCCAAGUUCUUCAGCGUUAAGGAGCCGGCGCCACCACCACCAAGCGAUGUUCCAAUGCAGCAGUGCUCCGAGUGCAAGGCAUACGUAAAGAGUGUAGAUAUGCCGGAGCACAUUGACUACCAUGUGGCCAGGAACCUCCAGCGCGAAUUGAAUCAGCAGGACUUGCGCACUCGAACAGCGGCGCUCAGCAAGGACAAGACAUCGCCGGGUCAAUCUAAGAAACAAAAACAGAAGUCAUUAAAUGUUACAAUUGGAGGUUCCUCAAGUGGAAAUAAGACAAUAGCUCAGUUCUUUAGUCAAAGCCAUUGAGUCAUUACCGCACCUUUUUUCUAUCACAAUUUACAAAUCAAAAUAAGUAUGUUAUGGAAAAUUUUCUUAAAUUCUGCUAGGAUGUAACUCAAGCCAAAGCGGCUAUAUAUAUAUUUUGUUUAUUCAAUUGUAAUGUAAUUAAUUUCGGCGGACAGCUUGAUUGAUUAUUGAAUUGCCUUUUGUUUUCUUAAUUGUAAACUUGACUUAUUGAAGCUAAUACUUUUUUUUAUAAUUGUACAAACCUGUUCCAUUUUCUACUCUAAUAAGAUUAAGAUGAACAUCAUUUUUAGGCUUAAGUACCAAUGUUGAUCAUUGCCAAUUGCCAGUGAAUAAAUCAAAUUCAGUUCUUUGUUAAUGCUA
Messenger RNA from Drosophila serrata, 3124 nucleotides. RefSeq names its product DNA polymerase eta (gene PolH). Gene Ontology annotation, biological process: response to radiation; error-prone translesion synthesis. The record is from RefSeq and is a predicted model, not a curated record. Gene Ontology annotation, cellular component: replication fork; nucleus; site of double-strand break. Lineage: Eukaryota; Metazoa; Arthropoda; Insecta; Diptera; Drosophilidae. Gene Ontology annotation, molecular function: damaged DNA binding; DNA-directed DNA polymerase activity.